AUGACAUUUUUGGUCAAUGAGACUUGGCCACUCGCCUUGUUAAACGGAGAUAAUGGUGUUAGGAUAGCCAAUACCACGAGUGCGGUUGAAAGUGAUGGAUAUGUUAUCGCCGUUUCCAUCGCUAUAUUGUCCCUGACGAUCAUCGGUUCUUUGGGUAUCCUUUCUUCAAUGUUAUGGUUGGAAUGUCAUGGUAGACCAACAACAACAAGAACAAGAGCUGUAGAAUCUUUGGUUGUGUCGGAUUUGAUGCUUGGGAUCGUCGGUCUCAUAGGAAAUGCGGUAGACAUGAGCAUAGGUUUGAAAGAUGGGACACCAACUUGUGAUGGUUUAGGAUUCAUGUUAACGACCGUCUUUUGGAUACAACACAUGUGUACACUUUUAUUGGCGUUUACAACCUAUAUGAUACUCAUCUACCCCUUACACUCCAUCACCUCUCUGAUUGAAAAACGUUGGAUCUACAUAUGGAUAUCAGUAUAUAUUAUCGCCAUAGCAGUGGGGGUACUAGGUUACGAACUUUAUGGUUACUUUCCUAAUGGCGGAAUUUGUUAUUAUGGUCAAAACUCCGGUCUUUAUGGUGAACUCAUCCAAUUUAUCCCAAGAGGUUUUGUUUUCAUCUGUGUGACGUUCUUCUACUCUAGACUCUUCGUCUUCCUCCGUCGACCCGAUAAAAUCCGAUCUCCAUAUACGAAUUCACCUACUGGAGGAUCUUUCGAUAUGUCACAUAUCGUUUUUCGGGCUCCUGCUAAAGGUGUCAUGUCCCUCCUCAGGAAAAAACAUUCCGAUCCUAAUAAUCACCCAAUUCAUAUUGUGGAACCUAAACAAACACCAGAUCCACAAUCACCACAAUCCGACCAAUCGCCGAACGUAGGAGAAAUUCAAGCAAGACGACGAAGUUCAACUACACAACCUAUGACUCCUGACAGAGCCCCUUCUGGUGAAGUCGCCCGUGGUGAAACCCCUCCGUGGGAACAUGUCGAAUUACCUGUUUUCCAAGUGGACGGACAGAGAUAUGGUGGGUCGUCAGGAACUGGUCGAUCUUCUACCACAAGUCUUUGGGGAAAUUGGCGCGGAUUAAGUGGAAAGGAAUAUAGAAAACGAUCUUCCAUCGCAUCAUCUUCAAGUCCUAGAACUAAAGUCACACGUAUGAACUCUCUCUCUUCUGGUCGAUCUGUCAUUACAGCGUUUUCUUCUCCUCGAUCUCAACCUAAUCGUCUUGACCCCGUCACUUCCACCGCUAUCCACGUCGAGUUCGCUCCUGAUGACGAUGAUGCUCCCACUCAAUUACCUUCAUCCUUUCACUCUUCCCAACCACUACUUUUCCUCGAUCCACGAAGAAGACGAUCCGCAGAACUUUCAGCUAGCAUAGCUUCGAGCUUUGGAGUUCGUACUCGACAACUCUCUGGAAUCUCUCCUAUAUCCCUCGAUCAUUCUGCAGCAAUCCCAUUUCCUUCGUUAGCGAACAACGAGUCUCCCUCAGGACCAUACGAUCCUCAAACACGUCGGCCGUCCGUUUUAUCAACGACUACGGCUGGCACUGUGGAAUCAAAGGAUUCUUCAGGGGCAGGACCUCCAAUCGUUGUUCCAACAACUACGACAGGUGGUCAUCAAGAACCACCACCAUUCGUCCAGCCCAGUCUAUCGGAUAGAGAUUCAACAGAUGUCGAGAAUCAACGUGGGGCGGAAGAUGAAGAAGAGGAUGAAUUCGAUUUGAUGAGAAUGUUACAAGAAUCUCGACCACCAGGAACAGGGGAUGAAAGAGUCGCUCAGGACGAAGGAGAGAUAGUGGAGUUUGUACCUGAAUCAAUGGCCAGUUAUCUGAAUAGAAAAACGGCUUUGUUGAUGUUGUGGUUUCCUCUCGCUUAUGUAUUCUUGUUCUCAGUAUCUCUCAUCCGUAUCAUCUACGACUUUGUAGGUACUCCCCCAACUGCCCUUAGAGCAGUAUCACGUUGGUUCAUCUUUGCCCAAGGCAUGUUAGAUGCUAUCAUCUAUGGUUUAGUCGAGUGGCAUACAAAACGUGUCGUCCGCCGACGAGUUCGUAAAGGUCAUUUUAGUCCCUCUGGUACACAUCAAUCCAACCAAACAGGUUCUUUCCUGACUGGCUCCCGAUUCCUCGGUUCUAGAGGAUCUGCCGUCCGUCCACCUCAUCAAACGGUCACUCGUCUCAGUCCGAUCGUCUCACAAGCUCCUUCUCCUGCCCCUCCUACAUCUUCACAAGUCGGUCCGAUGGGGUCAAUAGGUAUGGAAGAACAUGAGACACCUUCGAUCUUACAAACGUUGUAUUUACGGAAAGGCAGUUUGGCAACUAGCGAUGGCACCACGAGAGAGAUGAGGGAUAUCAAGGAAGAGACUUGAGCUUUUGUGAAGUCAUUGAAUAUCUUCGGUUGUUCAACUCAUGUUGUUUUUCCGAUUGUUUUGUGUUGUUGUGUUGUAUUUGUAUCCCAUCAGAUCACAGGAAGUCCAUAUCACGCAUCGAAAAGGAGGUUAGGGCGAGAGGAAAAGGGAAAGGAGGAUAAAAACAAUCACAUCUAGGUACCUAUCUACAUAUAUAGCAUAUAAGACAUAAAACAUCAAGUUAUACAGGAAACUAGUUUGCUACAUUUGUUGUCAACAAGAAACAUGUUAUCAUGAAUAUUUAUACACCAAUUCCAG
Messenger RNA from Tremella mesenterica DSM 1558, 2649 nucleotides. RefSeq lists its product as uncharacterized. Gene Ontology annotation, biological process: adenylate cyclase-activating G protein-coupled receptor signaling pathway. Lineage: Eukaryota; Fungi; Basidiomycota; Tremellomycetes; Tremellales; Tremellaceae. The record is from RefSeq and is a predicted model, not a curated record. Gene Ontology annotation, cellular component: plasma membrane. Bases 1 to 2352 code for a protein of 783 amino acids. Gene Ontology annotation, molecular function: G protein-coupled receptor activity. The transcript has 9 exons.